Scylla paramamosain (green mud crab) is the source of this 7335-nucleotide messenger RNA. RefSeq lists its product as uncharacterized. Gene Ontology annotation, molecular function: mRNA binding; RNA polymerase II complex binding. The record is from RefSeq and is a predicted model, not a curated record. Gene Ontology annotation, biological process: termination of RNA polymerase II transcription. NCBI's taxonomy places the organism in Eukaryota, Metazoa, Arthropoda, Malacostraca, Decapoda, Portunidae. Gene Ontology annotation, cellular component: mRNA cleavage factor complex; cytoplasm. The coding region runs from base 322 to 6075 and encodes 1917 amino acids. The transcript has 20 exons.
GGCAGGGGGCGGUGGUGAUGGUGGUGACGCUGGGGAGGCAGGGAUUGGUGUUACAUCGCUUUGGUGGGCACUGGUCAGUCUUGCCACACACUCUCCUAAUAGUGAUCAGUGCAUAUUCCUGGCGGUGGCGGUGGUGGUGGUGUGAUUACAUUGUUUUGGCAGGGGCACUGGGGAAGGAGGGAUUGGUGUUACAUUGUUUUAGUCAGCACUGGCCAGUCUUGCCACACACUCUCCUAAUAGCGAUCAGUGUUUGCAUAUUCCCGGCAGCUUCUUCCUCCAUUAAGCAGCACCAGAGAGACACAGCUACUUAAUUAAGUAAACAUGUCCACCGAUGCGAGCGAGGUGGCGGAGGAGUACAGAUCGUCCUUGAGAGACCUGGUGAACAAUUCCAAGCCCUUGAUCACCAUGUUGACGAUGCUGGCGGAGGAGAACAGAUCACAAGCCAGUGUUAUUGUGAAGGUUAUUGAAGAACACAUCCACGAGGUGCCAGGUCCCCAGAAGCUACCUGUCAUGUACCUGAUUGACUCUAUAAUGAAGAAUGUUGGCACGCAGUAUAUUAAACUCUUCGCCUACAACAUUAUAUCCACAUUCUGCUGCGUCUUCGAAAAGGUUGACGAGAGGACGCGGAAAAAGCUUUACGAGCUGCGGACAACCUGGAAUGAGGUGUUUCCGAAGUCGAAACUGUAUGGACUGGAUGUGAAGGUGCAGGCCAUCGAUCCUGCCUGGCCCCUCCCCAUUGUGCCCUCGGUGGGGGGGACACAGCCCACCGCAUCCAAGCCCAACAUUCACAUCAACCCUAACAUUAUUAAGCCCGGAGGAGUUAAGGCAACCUCUCUCUCCACUUCCUCCUCCCAGAAGAACCAGAAGGAUAUGGAGAUUCUCAAGCUGAAGAGAGAGGAGGAGUUGUUGUCCCUGGAGCGGAAGAAACUCAUGCUAGAGAAGAAGAAGAUUCUCCUUCAGCAGAGUCGACAGACCAAGGGAGACACUGAGACAGAGAAGCCAGUUAAUGAAGACCCAAGCAUAUCAAGUGAGCGUCGAUCUCAGUUCCUGCGGUCGUACAAGAUUAAGAAAAAGGCACAAGGGGAGGAAGAGUCCAAGGUCCCAAACAUCCACUUGGACCCAAGACGUGUCCACCAGGUACUGCCCUUAGUGGCGGCCACCUCACCCUCCCCCUUGGCCCAGCAGGACCCCAGAUCCCGGGGGCAGGAGGCUGCGUCCCGUGACCCCAGACUGGCACAGGAGCAGCGGCCGUCAGGCGGGGAAGCCUCAAGGGACCCGAGGCGGAGCGCUGAGAUGUCCCGCGAUCCCCGCCUGGCUUCUCACUCCUCUGAGGCCCCCAAGGCUUCCCGCGACCCCAGGCUGGCAGGGAAGGAAUCCAAGGAGAAGAAGGACAAGGAGAAGGAGAAGGAGAAGGAAAAAGAGAAAGAGAAGGAGAGGAAAGAGAAGGAGGAUAAAAAGAAAGACAAGGAGCACCACAGGAGUAGCUCCAAGAAGGAAUCGUCUUCCUUAUCCCCUUCAUCUUCCUUGUCAAGUUCAAUCCGAGAUUCCAAGAAGAAGAAGGACAGUGGAAAGUCCUCUUCAUCCAAGUCCUCAUCCAGCUCCUCCAAGUCAAGUCACCACGAGAAGGAGUCCAUCAUUGCCACAACCAUCACCACGCCACCCACCAUCAGUCUCACUGCCUCUGCCACCACCACCUCCUCUCCCUCCACUCCUUCAUCCUCCUCCAAAGACUCCAAGAAGUUGUCCUCGACGCUGGAGUCCACAGAGGGCCCAGCCACCUUCAAGAGUGACCGACGGAGGAGCCAGCGCACCUACAAGAAGCGCGAGGAGAGCCCCGACGACACCCCGGAGCCCCAGACCAAGCGGAGCCGAGGCGAGGUCACGUCAGAUUCCGAUAGUGACCAUUACGACGCCAAUAGGCCGAGUCCGUCAUUGUACAAUAAGUCCGCCAAGAAAGUGGAUGCAGGCAGUGUCACUCCCUCCACCACCGUUGCGGACACCGACUACCGCCAGUUCACCUCGCCACCCACCAAGACAGAGGAGAAUGUGUCCCCAGCCAAGAAGGACUGUCUCAUUGACGAACUGUUCAGCAAGAAGGAUGUGGACUACCGCCAGCUGCUGCCACAGCCUGGCAUGCUGCCCACAGCCACACUGCCAGCGGCCUUCAAGAUGGCAGACCAGGACGACCGCACUCCACCCAUAGACAAGUCCCACCAUCCACCACGGGAACCACUGGCACCCCUCAAUAAGGACACCAACUCCCCACUCCAUGCAAAAGCAGAGCCCACCAGCCCUACCACUCCUGCCAUCAGCGAGCUGGAGCGCAGCAGAAAGCUGAGCUUCAACAGUCCUCAUGCUGCCUCCUGGGAGAAGUUCAGGCAGAAAAAUCCAGAAUUCAAGGAGUACCAGAGACAAGCCAGUACCUCAGAGUCAGAGAGAGGCUUCAGUCCCAUGCAUGGGGACCAGGACAUGCCCUUCUGUGGCAAUGCCUCCCAGCAGCCACCCUCUUCCCAGGGACCACCGUUCCCUGGCCGGCCUUUUGAGGAGCCCCAUGGUACCCCACACGGCAGGCCGCGGGAGGGCCCCUGGCAGACUUUUGAGGAGGGGGACCGCAGGGCCCUCUUUGGCAGGAACAAGGCAGCGCAGGAGAACUUUAAGGUGAUCCUGGAGCAAGCCCAGGAGCAGCGGGACCGAGGGGAGAUCAGUGAGCUGCAGUACCAGCACAUGGCCAACCAGCUGCGCCUCUUUACUGAGCAGGAGCAGAUCAGGGAAGCCAGGGAGAGGGACAGACUGCAGCCAAGACCCAUCAACCAGCCACAGCAGCAACCACAGCAGCAGCCACAGCAACAGCAGCAACAGCAGCAGCAGCAGCAGCAGCAACAACAGCAGCAGCAGCAGCAGCAGCAGCAGCAGCCACCGUACAAAGGGUCUGAGGCAGACUGGGGUGCGGGGCGUGGCCGUGGCGGGGGCAGAGACAUGGCCGACAGCUUCCGAGGUGGCGGCCGGGGCAGCUUCCUCGGCUCCGGCAUGCACCAGCAGCCCCGCAACAUGGGACGGGGAGGCCGCUUUGAGGAGGAGGACAGUGGCUGGGGUCGAGGCGGGGGCGGGGGCAGAGGCUGGCCCUGGCGAGGUGGCAGGCACCCGAGGGAGGAGCGAGGCGGUGGCGUGGGUCACAGUGGGGGGUGGGGGCCGCACAGGGACAACAUGCUGGAGGACGAGUGGACGGGAGAGCCGGACCUCCCCUACGUCUCUGAGGAGACCCUGAAGGCGGCGGCGCGGGAGGCAGAGACGCGCACCAUCGAGAUUGAUGGUGUGCCGCGGGAGAUCCGCACCUACGGGGAGACGGCCGUCAUCCUGCUGGACUGGAACGAUCCGCGCAUUCUGACUUUUGGUGAGGGCCACUGCAACAUUGUGUUUGAUGAGGGCAAGUUUGUGCUGCCCAUGCGCAUCGGGGAGGACUACAAGGAGUUCACCAUUGAUGGGGAGACCCACCGGGUGAAGCUCGGCGUGCCCACCCAGGAACUGAUGCUGGAUGGCCGGGGCUAUCAGUGCUUCUACGGCGGCAAGCCCAUCACGGUGCACCUGGCGGGCCAGCCCAGGACGGUGUAUCUGGAUGGCAAGCCGCCCAAUGUCAACAUUGGCCCCAUCACCAACACCGAGUUUGUGGCAGGCAAGGUGCAGCUAGUGAUCCACGCCAAGAAGGUGGUGAACCUGUUCCUGGACGCCAAGCCGCAACGCUUCAACAUCGACGGCAAGCCCUUCGUGCUGCAGUUCACGGAUGCGCUCCGUGCCGUCCUCAUCAACAAUGUGAGGUUCCCCGUGGAGUUCGGCGGCCUGCCCAUUGGCAUCAGCGUGCGCGGCUUCCGGCGGUUCCUGCGCUUCACGUCACUGCCGCCGGGUGUGGUGGCCAGCAAGGUGCACAUCCGGGGCAUGGAGACCGAGGCACAGAAGAAGUCUGGCUUGCCCCCCGUCCCGCCUGUUGCGGACAAGUUCCUGGACGGACAGAGCCGCGGCUCCCCCUCCCUUGAGAUGGCUCGUAAUGUUAACUUCCCCAUAGACAAGCCUGCUGUGGCUCCCCACCUGCCGGUGAGCAUGGGCCAGCCAACAGACGUCGUGUUUGGGGCCCACCAGGGACCUGCACUGCCCAUGGGACCCAACCCUCCACGCCCAGUGAUGCCUGUGCCUCCCCAGCACUCUCACCCCAUGCCCUCAGGUCUGCCACACCCUCCUGCACCACCCCAGAUACCCACCUCCCUCACUCAGAUACCCCCCCAGUUCCCAGCACCCAUCUCUUCACAAGGAGCUCCAUUACCUGCCCAGAUGACCCUGCCCAAUGUGGCCGUGCCCAGCUUAGGCCAGGCUGUGACAACAAUGGCAAUGCCCGUGGCGUACAGGACCUCCCAGGUGCCUGCCACCACCUUCAAGCCCACCCAGGCCAAGCCCUUGGACUUGUCGGCCCUGCUGGAGGACCUCACCCGCAAGGGUCUCAUUGGACAGAAGCCCCUCACUACCUCCAAGGUGCGCAAAGACAAGGAAGAGGCAGACAAGAAGAAGGAGGAGGAGGAGCAGAGAGAAAAGGAUGAACUUAUUCCAUUUGAGCUUAUGUUCACCUCAGAGAACCUACGCAAGCGUCGCUCGUGGGUGAUCGAGGCGCAGUACCGAGGAAUGCAGUGCUCGUCGUGUGGGCUGCGCUACCCACCUGAGCAGACCCUGCAGUACUCACACCACCUGGACUGGCACUUCCGGCAGAACAAGAAGCAGCAGGAGUCCACCAAGAAAGCCAACACCCGCAAGUUCUAUUUUUCCGUCCCAGACUGGCUGCAGUACGAGGAGAUUGAGGAUGUGGAGGAAAGAGUUCCCAGCAUGUUUGAGACGGAGGGCAUCGAGAACACCAUGGAGGCGGAGGAUGCAGAGGAGCCAAGCGUAGCCGUCUCCUCAGACGCUGCACUGGGCAUCUGUCCCGCCUGCCACGACACUUUCUCCCAGUUCUUCCACCAGGAGACGGAGGAGUGGAGGUACCACAAUGCCAUACAGGUGGAGGGAAUCAACUACCACCCAGGGUGCCACCAGGACCUGUUGAGGGCGGAGGAAGCAGAAAAAGAAGCAAAGAAAGAAGACAAAGAGGAAUCAGAGGAUGUUCAGAUGAAGGACGUGUCAGAGGAAAAGAAUGAAGAAGAACAGAAAGAAGAGGAAAAGGAAGACUCAGCUGAAUCAAGUACAAAGGACAAAGAUAAGGAAGAGGAAACUACCACAGCAGCAGCAGCAGCAACAACAACAACAACAACAACAACAACAACAACAACAACAACAACAGAGACAGAAAAUGAGGCUGCAGGAGACAAAGAGAAUAGUGUGACUGUCAACGGAGAGCAGAUGGACACAACGCCAGCACCAGAGGAGACUCCACCCACUGAGAUGCAGCUUCCAAUCCGCAUCAAGGAGGAGCCAGUGGAUGUGGAGGAGGAGGAGGAGAUGACUGAGGGUACCGCCAGUAUGCUGUCUUCCUUCGAGGGCGUCACCAUCAAGCAGGAGAUCAAGCAGGAGCCGCCCGAUGAUGUCUUUGACUCACUCCCCGACCCCAACAUCCUGGAGACUGGCGAGUGCAUGGAGGAAGCUCCCCAGACUGAGGAAGGGGAGGACGGGGAGGCAGGGGAUGACAUUGAGGAGAUGGAACACCUGUGGGAGCCUCCGGUGGUGUCGGUCAAUGCUGCGGAGACAGACAUUGCCAGCUCCAUCGAUGGGAACAUGGAGUUGACGAGCCCCACGGAAGCGAUGACGACCCGGCCGGCCAUCACCAAGAUCAAGCUCAACAUUUCCAAACCCAUUGUGAGCAACUCCAACAGCAACAACACCAACAGUGAUGCCGUCAACAACAACAACAACGAAGAUGACGGGGAACGCAAGAAGAGAGAUGCACUCAACUCCAGCAGCAUAGACGAGGAAGUGGAGGAUUUUGUCCCACCUCCCUUCACCGUGGACCUGGACCUCAAGCCGGCUUUCAGGGACGUGGAGCUGACAGAGCAACCAAUUCUGCAGCAGGGAGUGGAAGCGUCCGGCCUGUGCUCCAUCAUGUGAGGCCGCCAGUGUCACAAAGGUGGACUGUUGAGUACUGGUGGCUGGGCGUGGAAUACAGUGUUGGUGGAGUGCAUUGUGGUUCCUUGCAGUACGUGAAGCUCUGGUCACUGUGUUGGUGCUGUGAUUUGUGUGUUGGUUACUCUGUUGAUUUGAGGAAUUUUACUUUAGGUUUGUGGAGCAUAUUUUUGUGUUUCAUGCUGUGUAAUGAAGACGAGCGUUCAGCGGCAUUACCUGAAGAUGGUUGGGGGAGUGUUGCAGGCUGGUGAUGCAGUGAAGGCAAGGCUGCAGCUCCCGUGUCUGUGGUUGCCCUUAUCUGCUCCUUGUCCUGGCCGUACAUCAGUGUUGUGCCUAGAGAGGAUAGUGGCCAAUCCAGCACAUCCUUCAAAAUGAUAACAUAUCUUACAAUGGGAAAUUCAGAAAAAAAAUUUAAAAAAUCUCAGGUAUGUUUUCCCCCCAUAAAGAUGAAGUCAAGUUAUAAUUUAAAGGAAUCUUUUUUACUCUUGCAAAAACAUCUUCACUUCAUGCCUUUGAAAUUUCUCUCACACUUUAUUCUUCAUCUCCUUGAGUUCUGAACCAAAACCUCUCUUUAAGUCUUCUCUUCUCACACAUUUUGUAAUCAGUAACCCGAGUCACUUCCAUUUAUUUUGACAUUUUGGUAUGAGCCUCACAUCAGACCAGCCUCCUGACCAGCCCAGACACUGCACCACUACUACUUAUUCCACACUGGCCCUGCCUCCCCUGGUGUGCAGGGCGGGUGAGUGGCGGCGGGGCAGCCGUCGUCUGCCUGGACCAUAGUUUCUCUGAAUGCGCCCCGAGUGUGGACAUGAGGCACGGGGCCGCCCCUCCUCUGGGUCGUCCGAGACCCAGGGCGCUGUGUGAGUGUGGCUCAAGUUUGUAAACUAGUAUUAGCAGGAUAUAUAUCUAAUAUAUAUAUCUAGUUUUGUAUAUUUGUAUAUGCAUAUUGUAAAAUAAAUUAUAUUUUCUUAGUUUCUUUCCUUCAUUUCACCUGUGGCAGGAUGUAGUUAAUUCUGUGCAUUGAUAUGAUAGUUGAUGUUUGGCCAUUGAGUAGCAUUAUCACUAUUACAUUAUCCUAACCAUGUGUAAGACGGCCCAUUAAAGUCUGGAAAUACAGAGGUUCUUGUUUCAUUCAGGCUUGCCCUCAGCAUCAUAUAGUCCCCAUGCUGUGCCUGAAGGACGCUUCUCUCUGUGUUGUCAGGGCAAGGGUUGCUGUGUUGGCUUGUAAUAAAUGCAGUGUUUCAA